Molecule: messenger RNA, 1488 nt
Organism: Sabethes cyaneus
Lineage: Eukaryota; Metazoa; Arthropoda; Insecta; Diptera; Culicidae
Product: methyl farnesoate epoxidase-like
Exons: 5
Coding region: 1-1488 (495 amino acids)
Biological process (GO): xenobiotic metabolic process
Cellular component (GO): intracellular membrane-bounded organelle; cytoplasm
Molecular function (GO): iron ion binding; oxidoreductase activity, acting on paired donors, with incorporation or reduction of molecular oxygen, reduced flavin or flavoprotein as one donor, and incorporation of one atom of oxygen; heme binding
Source: RefSeq, a predicted model, not a curated record
AUGUGGCAAAAUGUGAUAUUGGUGAUUGUUUUACUAGUGCUAUUUUGCUUUCGAGAUGUGCGAAAACCACUGUUAUUCCCGCCAGGUCCCAGCUGGUUUCCGUUGGUCGGUAGCGGCUUUUACGUGUAUAAACUGCUCAAAAAUUUCUCCUUCUACCAUCUGAUGUGGACAGAGCUGGCCCGGCGUUUCGGGCCGAUCGUGGGACUAAAGCUUGGCCGGGAUCAGGUCGUGAUUGUGUCCGGUAUGGAAGCGAUACGGGAGCUGUACAGCAAGGACGAAUUCAGUGGUCGUCCUGAUGGUUUCUUUUUUCGGGUUCGCUCGUUUGAUAAGCGGCUGGGCGUAGUUUUCACGGACGGAGAGAACUGGGAAGUACAGCGCAAAUUUGCCAUUAAAGCGUUGAAGACACUCGGCAUGGGCACGGCCGGGAUGACGUAUCACCUGGAGAAAGAAGCCGAGGAGUUGAUUCAUCAUUUUCGAAAAUUAUCCAGAGCGCACAAUCGGAUCAGUAUGCACAAUGCGUUCGAUAUCUCUGUGCUCAAUAUUAUAUGGACGUUGAUUGCUGGCAAAAGGUUUCAUUUAAAUGACAAACGCCUUGAGUGGAUUACCGAAACUAUUCACAAGAGUUUUCGAGUGAUAGAUAUGUCUGGAGGCGUACUAAAUCAGUUUCCAUCUGUUCGUCAUGUAUGUCCAGUAAGAUCCGGUUUUAGUCCACUUGUUAAUUUACUAAGACCGUUGUGGGAGUUUUUAAAUGACACAAUCGGUCACAUAAAUGGUAAACCAAACCUUGCUGACGAAAACGAUUGUUUAAUUACCCUGUAUCUCCGGGAGCUGCAGAAGGGCAACAUCCAUGCGUCAUUCAAUGGCGAACAACUUCUUUGCCUUUGCUUAGACCUUUUUCAAGCCGGUUCGGAAACAACCAGCAACAGCCUUGGCUUUGGGAUCGCUUAUAUGAUGCAUCAUCCGGAAGUAGUCAAGAAGAUACACCAGGAACUGGACAGUGUGGUCGGACGCUAUCGACUUCCGGUGCUAGAUGACCGGCGUAAUUUACCAUAUUUGGAAGCCGUUAUUUGUGAAAUUCAGAGAAUUUCUAAUGUGGCACCUCUGGCCAUUGCCCAUCGAACAUUGUACCCUGUUCAGUUGGGAGCGUAUGUAAUACCGAAUAAUACAAUCACCAUUGCUUCGCUCCACUCAUUGCAUAUGGAUAAACAAUAUUGGGUCGACCCAGAGGUGUUUCGACCUGAACGAUUUUUGGAUGAAACGGGCUGCAAGCUGAUUUCACAUGAAUAUUUUAUGCCAUUUGGAGCCGGGAAAAGACGAUGCUUGGGAGAAUCACUGGCAAGGUCAAACUUGUUUCUAUUUUUUGCUGCAUUUAUGCAUGCGUUUAUUAUUGAACCAGCUGACGAAGGACUACCGGAACUAGAGGGUAUCGAUGGAAUCACGCUCUCUCCUAAGCCGUAUUAUGUUGCUUUAAAAGAAAGACUUAUGUAA